AAAAAAAAAACAGGAAAGUAGUUUUUAAAAAACCUAUCCAAACUAGCUUGUUCCUGUAUAAAUUACAGUACAGAUAUUGACAAGUUGGACUUGAUGAGCACAAAAAAAAGGCUAAAUUAGUUUUUACUUAGAGAACCGAAGCAGGGAACAAAUUAGCUUUGGCUCCAACUGUUGAAGUGUAUUAGCAGGUUUUUCUUUUUCUUUUCUGUAAUUACUCCUCUGAUGUUGUAUCAAGUCUUGCUCUUAUCCCUUAAGGGGGACACAUUUGCUUCCUUAUCUCACAGCUUCUCCUGGCCACCGCUAGCAGCUGAAAUGGUUAAGAAGAUUUGGCAGCUCAGCAGCAACUAGCCACCCGGUGAGGGAGGAACCGGCCUCCGGGGGCCAGAGGCAGGCAGCUCACUUGCCCAGGAUUAAGUGGGAUCGAGAGAGAUUACAGCCCUCUCUCUCUCGUUUCCCCCCUGUUGCUCGAUGAAAGCGUAGGACUCUGUCCACUCUCAGGGGUAUAUAUAUUUUCUCAACGAACUGAUUUAUAGUUUUCUCUUCGAUUGGAGGACGGGGUGGAAGAGGACUUGGAUACCUCAGGUAAGACAUGAUGUUGGUUAGUUGAAGAAGGAAGAGUUGGGUGAAGGCCGCAGGGCAGUAGUUACCCCUUUACUAGCUCCACCUACUUCACAACACUUUACUGACCGAUCUAUCAUCCUAUGUGAGCUACACUUUUCAGGACAGUCGGGCCUGUUGAAGCAGUAACAUCUCCCUAAAGUUGACUCUUCCUUAGAGUUGUGGCUGCCCAUUGUGCAAAUCUAGUUUGCUUUCUCUUGAUUUCUGAUGAACUCUGGUGUGUUGUUCAUCAGUCACAGAUUAUCAUCCGUUUCCACAUCUCUGACAUCAUAAAGCAUGCCAUUAACAUUUGACCCUAUUCAUAGCUGGGACUAUGAGAGCAGAGCUGGGACUACAUGUUCCCGUUUCAUCCCACUGCCGGCCUACACCAUGGAUUGCUCCCUGUUUUAAAGUAGACAAACUUACAGAUUUUUUAAAUAUUCUAAGUCUGCUGCCUUGUAAAAUUAACUUCAUUCUGUAUUGUAGUGUAUGCCUAAAAUACACUUUAUAUGGUAGUGAUGCUAUCAGGGCCACCAGUGGAGGGGGCUGUGUGGUGCCGUUUUGAAGCCACAUUAAUAAACUGGUAUGUAUCAGUAAGGAGUCAAAUUAGUACGAGUCGUCCGCGUUAACAUUUACCAAAUUGACAAAUGUUUUUUGUGUUUAGAUUUUAAAAUACUAUUUCCAAACUGGUGACUGGUUAGAGAUUGUUGUAAGUUAUAUUGUUCAUGUCUAGCAAAUUAUUUAUGCCUAACUCGAUAUUUGUUGCAAACCUCUGUUUUGUCCAUCCAUCCAUCCAUUUUCUGUACACCCUUGUCCCUAAUGGGGUGUCAGUUUUGUUUUUAUUUGAUUUUAGAGCUGCAAUCAUGUGGAGUUCCUUUGGGCCACUUUAUCAAGUAUGACGACAUCUCUGACUUUACCUGAUGACACUCAAGUUUAUAUGUCUGUGUCUCCACAUGACCAAAGUCCCUUGCAAUCACUGAGUACAUGUUUUCUUUUAUAUAAUAAGUUACAGGAUGUCUUUGAGCUUCAGUUUUAUGCAGUAAUUAUUCUGGCAGUAAUUUUGCCCAAAAGCCUGGGCAAAAUUUCCCUAUGAAGGUUCUGUUUUAUUCUAGAUUCCCAGGCAGAUUCAGUUAGCUUUAGCUUAGCAGAAAGACAAUAUAGAAUCAAGAAUUAUGAAAUGGAUUUCUCAAUUAUAGGUAGUUAGGCUUGUGUCUGGGCUAACAAUUUUGAUUUUAAAAAAAGUGUUCAAAGACAAAAAAAACCCAUCAUAAAAUAUAAUAUAAAACCAAUAUAAAAUAAUAUCACUAGGGCUUCAAUCACACGUGGAGUUCCUCAAGACUCUGUUCUUGAGACCUCUUUUUUUGUACUGUAUAUAAAUAUGGCUUAAAACUGCAGGGAAUGUUCAAAAGAUUUCUUGUAUUCUUUUUUUUUCUUUUUUGCAAUUUUGAAUGUAAUUAUCCUAACAAUAACUUUGGCAUUAGGUUUUGUCAAUUUCAUUUCCAUUUCGUAUAUCUUCCUUUCAGAGCUACAACACAUUACAGACUGUAAAUGGGACAAUUUUGAAGGUGCACUAUAGUGCGAUGUCAUGUACCACAUCCAUUUUUAAAAAAAAGGAAUAGCUUAACACACAUUCUGUCUAAAUCAACAAACAUUUUAUGAUAAAAAAAGGAGAGUCUGACCAUAUAUCAAAGAAAUGUUAAAUAACACGAAUCAAAGAAUCUCUCUUUCAGCUCUCUGACUUACAUCCAUUAAUCCCCAGGUUUACCGUCCGUCCUGGUGAUAAGCUAACAGGUGGUCGGGGGUCCAGGGAUCAUGAGGCAGGCGGUGGAGGCUCAGGUCGUAACUCUUCCCUUUGAGCUUGGAGAGCAAGGCCUGCGGCAGAUCCUGUCGGACGUGAUUGAGGAGGUGAGACGCUCUGUUAGUCAGGACAUUGAUGGCGCAGAGGUCCUCCACAGUCUGCUGACCGCCUCCUGGCUCCAGUCGCUGCUUAAGGUGUACGAAUGUCUUCAAAGGUAUCUGACAGACUGCCCAGCUCCAGCUCUGGAUUUUGCUUCAGGACUCUCACUUCAGUUGUUGAUAGACAUCAGAUCGCUCCCAUACUGUUCCGAUGAAGCCAAAGAGUUGUACCGUCUCCUCCGACAGCCGCACAUGCAGGCUCUUCUCUCGGCUCACGACACCGUGGCCCAGAAGGACUACGAGCCGGUGCUGCCGCCGAUGCCGGAUGAGCUGCCGGACGAUGAGGAGGCCACCCGAAUCGUCUGCCUGGUCAAGAACAAGCAGCCUCUGGGAGCGACCAUAAAGAGAAAUGACAUCACGGGAGAGAUUUUCGUGGCUCGUGUUAUUCACGGAGGACUGGCCGAUCGGAGUGGCCUGCUUCAUGCAGGAGACAGGAUUAUAGAGGUGAAUGGUUUUCCUGUGGACGGAAUGGAGCCUGAGCAAGUUAUCCAAGUUGUGCAAGCUCGGUCACAUGGCACCAUCAUGUUUAAGGUCAUUCCCAUCACAGAGAGGCCGAUCCACAACCAGACCAUGCUCUACGUCCGGGCCAUGACCGACUACAGCCCUCAGCAGGACCCAACCAUCCCCUGCGCCGACGCCGGGAUGAGCUUCAAGAAAGGCGACAUCUUGGAGAUCGUGGACCAGACCGACGCUCUCUGGUGGCAAGCCAAGAAGCUGCCCGGCAGCUCGGCCUGUGCCGGACUCAUCCCUUCCACUAGCCUGCUCAAACGGAAGCAGAGGGAGUUCUGGUGGUCCCAGCCGUACCAACCACACGUCUGCAUGCAAAUCUUGAGCACCGUCGACGAAGAGGAGGAUUUGAUGGCCAUUGAUGAGAGAUGUGUUGAAGCAGACGAGGAGGCAUUUGAAUCUGAGGAGGAUGACUUCAGCAGCAACAUUGAAGGAGUUUACUUGGCGGGGUUCAGGCGCAGCAUCCGUCUGUGUCGGCGGCGUUCCCAGAGCACAACUCAGCCUUCCUCCCACAUCCGCUGUCCCAGCAGCUGCAGCAGCCUCCCAAAUAACCCUUAUGAGGAGGUGGUCCGGUACCAACGCCACCCAGAGGACACGCAUCGCGUCAUUGCCCUCAUAGGUUCAUCUGGUGUGGGUGUGAAUGAACUCCGACGGCGCUUGAUCGAGAUGAGCCCAAACAUCUUCCAGGGAGCUAUACCUCACGCAACAAGAAGUCCAAGAGGGUACGAGGAAUCCGGGAGAGAAUAUUACUUCACCAGCCGAGAGAUUUUUGAUCACAUGAUCUCUAAUAAUCGGUUUCUGGAGUUUGGCGAGUACAAAGGAAACCUUUACGGAACUAGCAUUGAUGCUGUGAAAGACGUUUUAAACAGCGGAAAGAUCUGUGUCGUUGACAUAGAGCCAAACGUUGUUGAGGCAGUGAGGACUCAUGAACUGAGAGCGUACAUUAUCUAUGUGAAGCCCCCGCCUCUGGAGCGCCUCAGGGAGACGAGACAGGACUCGUACAUCACCACUAACUACUACGUCAACCGUCCAUUCAAAGAUGAAGACUUCCACGAGAUGGAGGAGUCCGCCCGGAAGAUCGAGGCUCAGUACUGGCAGUUCUUUGAUCAGGUGAUCGUCAACGAUGAGCUGCAGGACUCCUGUGUCCAGCUGCUGACGGCCGUCAGGAAAGCACAGGAUGAACCACAGUGGGUCCCCGCCUGCUGGAUCCGACCCACGGCCGAAUCAUGAGGGAGAGGGAUUAAAGCACUCUUCGCCGGGAAGAUACAAAUGUUGAAAUGUAAAAUCUUUGCCUGGAUGUUUGAGGGGAAGCAAGCCAGGAAAUAUGUAAAUCCUUUGAUCUGUAUGUAUAUGUGGGGAAAGCUUGUUCUGGUCUUUAAAUCUCUUUAAAUCCCAGAGGAGGACUCAAAGCCCCAAGAAAUCCCAUAAACUGUCACAAUUUCUUUUCUUUUUU
Molecule: messenger RNA, 4513 nt
Organism: Xiphophorus couchianus (Monterrey platyfish)
Lineage: Eukaryota; Metazoa; Chordata; Actinopteri; Cyprinodontiformes; Poeciliidae
Gene: mpp4b
Product: MAGUK p55 scaffold protein 4b
Exons: 20
Coding region: 2410-4290 (626 amino acids)
Molecular function (GO): protein binding
Source: RefSeq, a predicted model, not a curated record